Molecule: messenger RNA, 776 nt
Organism: Onychomys torridus (southern grasshopper mouse)
Lineage: Eukaryota; Metazoa; Chordata; Mammalia; Rodentia; Cricetidae
Gene: Sinhcaf
Product: SIN3-HDAC complex associated factor
Exons: 5
Coding region: 12-677 (221 amino acids)
Biological process (GO): negative regulation of cell migration
Source: RefSeq, a predicted model, not a curated record
CUAAAGGAAAGAUGUUUGGUUUUCACAAGCCAAAGAUGUACCGAAGUAUAGAGGGCUGCUGUAUCUGCAGAGCCAAGUCCUCCAGCUCUCGGUUCACGGACAGUAAACGUUAUGAAAAGGACUUCCAGAGCUGUUUUGGGUUGCAUGAGACUCGCUCUGGAGACAUCUGCAAUGCCUGUGUCCUACUUGUGAAAAGAUGGAAGAAGUUGCCAGCGGGGUCAAAAAAAAACUGGAAUCAUGUGGUAGAUGCAAGGGCAGGACCCAGUCUAAAGACAACACUGAAACCAAAGAAAAUGAAAACUCUAUCUGGAAACAGGAUGAAAAGCAACCAGAUCAGUAAACUGCAGAAGGAAUUUAAACGCCACAAUUCUGAUGCUCACAGCACCACCUCAAGUGCCUCUCCAGCCCAGUCUCCCUGCUACAGUAACCAGUCAGAUGAUGGCUCAGAUACAGAGAUGGCUUCCAGCUCUAAUAGAACUCCAGUUUUUUCCUUUUUAGAUCUUACCUACUGGAAAAGACAGGAAAUACGUUGUGGGAUCAUCUCUAAGGGCAGUUUUGGCGAAGUCCUCAUGGACACCCAUCUCUUCAAGCCUUGCUGCGGCAGAAAGAAAGCAGCUGCUGAGAAGCCUGAGGAGGAGGGGCUGGCACCUCUCCCCAUCUCCACUCAGGAGUGGUGACUAAGGUUCAUGUAGAAGGGAACAAAGAUUGAUUUAAACUUUGAAAAGACCACAAAGCAACAAACCGACCCUUCUAUUUUUAACUUGGAUACCUAUUAU